AUGUCAAUGAACUUGCUCUCUGCAGUACGUCCCAUUUCGACAUUUCAUUCUAUACGGUACCCCUUGGAAAACGUCGCGUUCAACGGCGCCGCCGUCGCCACCUCGGCCAAGUCGUCCUCCGCCAUGAAGAUGUCGUUCGAGUCGGAGAUCGGCGCGCAGCCUCCCCUCGGAUUCUGGGACCCGCUCGGCCUUCUCGCGGACGCGGACCAGGAGCGGUUCGAGCGCCUCCGGUACGUGGAGGUGAAGCACGGGCGCAUCGCUAUGCUCGCCAUCGCCGGUCACCUGACCCAGCAGAACGUCCGCCUCCCCGGCAUGCUGUCGAACUCGGCGGACCUGUCGUUCGCGGACAUGCCGAACGGCGUGGCCGCUCUGUCGAAGAUCCCCCCGGCGGGCCUCGCGCAAAUCUUCGCGUUCGUGGGCUUCCUUGAGCUGGCUGUGAUGAAGAACGUGGAGGGCUCCUUCCCCGGAGACUUCACGAACGGCGGCAACCCGUUCGCGUCCUCGUGGGACGCGAUGUCGGAGGAGACCCAGGCGUCGAAGCGCGCGAUCGAGCUGAACAACGGGCGCGCGGCACAGAUGGGCAUCCUGGCUCUGAUGGUGCACGAGGAGCUGAACAACAAGCCGUACGUGAUCAACGACCUCCUCGGCGCGGGAUACACCUUCAACUAAGCCACCCACCGACCCA
Ectocarpus sp. CCAP 1310/34 is the source of this 685-nucleotide messenger RNA. NCBI's taxonomy places the organism in Eukaryota, Phaeophyceae, Ectocarpales, Ectocarpaceae. The record is from the annotation of a GenBank genome assembly.